AUGUCAGCUGGACAAAGACAACCCGAGCCGCUUCGUCGAAUCAUAACAACACAUGAUCCCACAAGCGGCCGAGCUAUCUUUAGCGACGCUGUUAAGGAGCAGGUAUUGUUUGCUGGGUUCCCGGUCCCCCCUGGCAAGCCCACAAAAUCAGACUAUGCUCUGGCCUAUAACACAACCACAUUUCCUGUGCAAGGGCUUUCUCCUCCAACUUCUACAACCCCGGAACCCAAAGCCAAUCUCGACAUCAAGCACUAUCACUCUCAGCUCGCGGGUCCAUCGCCUUUGAAUCCGCCAAACGGCACCUCCUGCACAAUCAUUGAGGUACCUCCGGGCUCAGAGGUCCCGAUGCACCGAACAGCGACCCUCGACUAUGGUGUCAUUAUUGAUGGCACUACGGAAUUAGUCCUUGAUUCCGGUGAAAAGAAAUUAAUGACUAAGGGUGAUGUAUUUGUUCAACGAGGCACAGCUCAUUCUUGGCGGAAUGUGACUGAAAAGCAUGAUAACUGUGGUAUUUUACGUGUCUUUUUCGUAUUUCAGCCUAUCGAACAGGUGCGAUUGGAAGGUGGAAAGGUUGUCGGCCAGGACUUGAAUUUGUCUCUACGUGAGGCUUAA
Messenger RNA from Penicillium waksmanii, 612 nucleotides. Its product is annotated as cupin domain-containing protein. The coding region runs from base 1 to 612 and encodes 203 amino acids. Lineage: Eukaryota; Fungi; Ascomycota; Eurotiomycetes; Eurotiales; Aspergillaceae. The transcript has a single exon. The record is from RefSeq and is a predicted model, not a curated record.